Pseudonaja textilis is the source of this 2437-nucleotide messenger RNA. NCBI's taxonomy places the organism in Eukaryota, Metazoa, Chordata, Lepidosauria, Squamata, Elapidae. The record is from RefSeq and is a predicted model, not a curated record.
UGACACUGAGUUGCUGAAGAUCAGGGUACAGAAGAAGAAAGAUUCCUUUGUUAGGAUCGCCUUAGGAAAGCCAACUAAGACUUAGGUUGCUCUUCAUUUUUCCCUGUUUUCCUAACUGUGAGAGCAAGUGGCUAUGCCAGCUAUGCAAGGAGUGAGUCUCUUCUUUUUUCUGCUUCUCCUUCCCCCGAUUCCUUGGGGGAUGCUGAAGGCAAAAUGUCCCUUGACUUCACAACGACCUCCAGCAGACUGGAAGAACUAUUUCAAGCCAGGUGAUUAUCUCUUUGGAGGAGUCAUCACUGCAAGGAAAUGUCUAAAUCCACUUUACCUUUUCAACCAGAUCCCCUCCAGCCAACGUUUCCAGUGGAAUCGAAAACUACCGAUCUGGUACCUCUUGUCCUUCUUGAUCGCCAGCCGUGAGAUCAACAGGAAUCCCCUCAUCUUACCCAACAUCACUCUGGGUUACAACGUCUAUGACAAUCAUUUCAAUGCAGAGAUGAAUGCUGAAGCCUUGCUAGAUCUGCUUUCUGCUGGAGAAGCAAAUGUUCCAAACUACAAAUGUGGAAGACAGAAAAAUAUCCUGGCUCUCCUUGAAGGGACCGAUUCUGACCUCUCCCGCCACAUUGCAACCAUGGUCAGCAUCUAUAAAAUCCCACAAAUGCUCCCAAAAGAAGGGAUCCAAUACACAGGGAUUGUUAAAAUGAUCCAGUAUUUCAAAUGGACCUCAGUGGCUCUCAUUGCUCCAGAAUCAGACAACGGAGAAACAUUCAUGAAAACAUUAAGACCUUUACUUGCCCAAAAUGGCAUUUGUGCUCUGUUCUCACAAAGCCUAUCGGGAAUCAGUACCAAUCAAUAUACGCUAACAAUUGAUCUUUACUUCAAAUGGAAGCAAGUCAAUGUGUUUAUUUACUAUGCCGAGACCAUGUUGCAAUCUUCCUAUUUCUAUGGGAUGGCAUUUAUUGACGAAAUUCUGCACCUCUCAAAAAUUUCUUCCUUAAAGAAAGUCUGGAUCGUGACAGCCAUGGGGGAUCUCACUUUUAAUAUGUGGUAUCAAGAUUUCCAACAGGUUCACAGUAUGUUCACCAUUUCCAUCCAGGCUAAGAAAUGGAUAAAGGAUGACGCUGAUCAAUUUUUUCCUUCACUCUUGAAAUUCGGCAACAAAGCUUUUCCGUGUUCAUUUGAAAAACAUGCGUUCUCGGUUAAAGGCUGGUUGAGAUGCAGAGAGAAUGAACAAAUGGAAAAUCUAAAGCAGAAGGAGAUAGAAGCCAGCCUUUCUCUGGAGAGCCAUCACAUUUACAACUCUGUCUGGGGUGUGGCAAAAGCCCUAAGUGUUGCCUUGAUCUCCAUAUCCAAAUGGAGGAUGCCAAAAGAAGAUGGAAAGUCCUUGGAACUGAAAAGGAUAAAACCUUGGCAGAGCCUGCCUCCCUCCAGGUGCGUGGAAAGUUGUCGUUCUGGAUACUUCAGGGAGAGCCAGGAAGGGAAGCCCAUCUGCUGCUACAGCUGCGUUCCCUGUGCAGAAGGGACCUUCUCCUCUCAAGAAGAUGCAGAUUAUUGCACCAAAUGUCCAGAAGAUCAACAUCCAAAUAAGGAGCGAGAUAAAUGUUUCCCUAAGGAAUUAACUUACCUGGCCUUCAAUGACAAUCUGGGGACCACCUUAACUUCCCUUGCAUCCUCUUUGGCCUUAAUUACUACUCUAGUCUUAGCAAUCUUUAUUAAAUAUAGAGAAACUCCCAUUGUCAAAGCCAACAACCGUGACCUCUCUUACAUCCUCCUUACCGCUCUCCUGCUUUCCUUCCUGUCCGCAUUUCUCUUCAUUGGACGACCAAACAGAGCCACCUGCCUUCUCCGACAAACUACCUUCAGCAUCAUCUUCUCAGUGGCUGUUUCUUCUGUCUUGGCCAAAACAAUCACAGUUGUGUUGGCUUUUCUGGCCACAAAGCCAGGAAACAGAGUGAGAAAAUGGCUUGGAAAGAGUUUGACCAACUCCAUCAUCCUUUCUUCUUCCAGUGUACAGGUAGUCAUCUGCAGCAUCUGGCUGGUGGUUUCUCCCCCAUUUCCUGAUUCUGACAUGCAGUCUCAAUCAGGAAAGAUUGUGCUUCAAUGCAAUGAAGGGUCUCUUACCAUGUUUUAUGUUGCUCUUGGUUACAUGGGAUUCCUGGCUGCCAUCUCCUUUGUGGUGGCUUUCCUGGCCAGGAACCUCCCAGGGGCCUUCAAUGAAGCCAAGCUGAUCACUUUCAGCAUGCUACUCUUCUGCAGUGUCUGGAUCUCCUUUGUACCCACCUACCUGAGCACCAAAGGGAAAUACAUGGUGGCUGUGCAGAUCUUCUCCAUCUUGGCCUCCAGUGCUGGCUUGCUGGGCUGCAUCUUUAUCUCUAAGUGCUACAUUAUGUUAUUAAGACCAGAUCUGAAUACAAAAGAGCAGCUAAUUGUGAAAACUUAA